AAUUAAUUUCGCCUCAUAAUCCAACUGAUGGUUAUGGUUAUAUCUGAUAGUAUUAUAGAAGCAUUUCAUUUGCAAUCAUCAACCUUAGGAAAACAAAUUUCUGUUUGGUUCCAAAUGUUUCUGGAUUUAUAAACUCAUUCCUCGAUGAGUUCUUAACUAAAAGAAACAACUUUGAGAAAAUUGAAGGAAUAUGUUUUAGGUUUUUUUUUUUAAAAUUGGAGGAAACUUCUCUCGAUAAAGGUACAACUUGGACACAAAAUACAGGUUCUAAAUUGACAUUAUGUAACCAAAGAAAUGAAAGCUCAAAGUCUAACUCAAUCAUUGUAGAAAUUACAUUUGAAAUUGCAGGAAAAAGGAAAAAGAAAUGUAAUAAAGAAAAAAGAACCGGUUAAAAACAAAGCGGAUAACUAUUUGCCUUUACACCGUUCAGUUUCUCUUCCGAAAUUCACUUUGUGUGGUUGAGUUCACCUCGUCAUGUCUUCGUUGGUUGUGGAGGUUGUCCAGGCCGAGAUCGGAGUUUUCCCCACAGCUUCCGUCCCUUGGCCUGACGAUGCAGCCCUUUACCAACCUUAUGAAAAGGAGCAAAUAUUGCUGACUGAUUCUGCUAACUGUCUGAGUGUGAAGACAUUUCUAAAAAUGUGUGGGUUGAAUUUUAACCUAGAACUGCGUGUCAAUGCCGAGGAAAUGUCUCCUUCAGGUAAAAUACCAUUUAUCAAAGUAGGACCAUUCCUGAUCUCUGAAAUGGACCCAAUUAUUGCAUUCGUUAACACCAAGGGCUUCCACAUCAGCAAUCAUUUAUCCGACUCUCAACAAUCUGAAAUGAGGGCCUACAUGGCCCUCGUGGAGAGCAUUCUUAUUAAUGCUGAGUUGUAUUUAUCAUGGUGCCAUGAAGAUGUAUAUUAUGAAAUUACUAAACCUCGAUAUGGAGCCUGUUAUCCUUGGCCCCUUAAUAUGAUAUUACCUUUGAAAAAGUUCACAGAGAUUAAAAAUCGGUUAAAUAGUAUCGGUUGGUUUAGCAAAUCCUUUGAUGAGGUGUGUGAACAGAUAAAGACCUGUUGUCAGGUUUUGUCUGAAAGACUUGGAAAUCAAACGUACUUUUUUGGAGACAAACCUACAGAAUUGGAUGCUCUGGUGUUUGGCCAUCUCUUUACUCUACUCACCACAAACCUACCUGUUGAUCACUUUGCUCUGAUCAUUCAGAAAUAUGACAAUUUGGUUGAAUUCUGUAAUAAUAUUCAAGCAACGUAUUACAAGUGAAAUAACUGGGGUUUGAACCAGCAGACUUAUUUAGCUGUUUUUUUUUUUUGUUUGUUGUUGAGAUAGUCUGUAUUUGAAAAUACACCUGUAGGUUGUUUCUAGUUCUGUGACAAAGAAUUAACUGAAUCCAGGUUUUCUCCUAUAAAUCUUGGACAGAGGAUAAGAUCUACGCUUGUAGAUGAGUCAGUUGGUGGGUGCUGUUAAAUCCACGUUCAUUGAGACAACAGGUCUUUCAGUGAGUUCCAUUUUAAACUGCUGAGAAGUGAGUUUCUCCUGCAAAUCUGUGAACUCCAAGAUUGGGGUCUGAGGAGAGUUUAAGAUUGUAAGUUGAAUUUGGAAAAGAAAUGGAAAUCAUUUCUGUUUUUUAUAACUAACAAACCCUUGCAUAAUUUAUUUUAAGACAUUUAGUUAUCUUUUAACAGUUUCAUAAAAUACUUUUUCUUGUUUUCAAUGUUGAUAUUUUGACGUUACUGAAUUCACUUUUGGGUCAAUACAACAGGCUAAAUUAUGAUUGUAUGGAAUGAUAAAGGAGCCCAUUGGAUUUCUCUUUGUGACCCCAAAAUCUACACAGGUUGUUUAUAAAUACAUUUAUAGAGAAAAAAAAAAGCAUUAAAAGAACAAUUGUCUUUUA
Molecule: messenger RNA, 1888 nt
Organism: Octopus sinensis (East Asian common octopus)
Lineage: Eukaryota; Metazoa; Mollusca; Cephalopoda; Octopoda; Octopodidae
Product: metaxin-2
Exons: 9
Coding region: 475-1257 (260 amino acids)
Biological process (GO): mitochondrion organization
Cellular component (GO): SAM complex
Source: RefSeq, a predicted model, not a curated record